AUGGUAGUUGUGCGAAAGAGAGGACAAGAUGAAAGCUUAUCCCCAAGAACCAGAAAGCAAGCACGUACUUUCUUUGCAUCACCACCAGUGACCCCAGAUAAAACAAGAAUCAAAGAUCUCACAAACAUCCUUACCAACAAUAAUUUUGGAGUGAAAAAUCUUGCUUUUAACACACCACCUACAUCUCCCACCAAGCCAAAAAACACCUCGAUAUAUUCACAAGCCAAGGCACUUUUCCAAAGAAGUAGUUCUCAGGAAGGUUCGGGUACUUUUCUUGUUGGUAGAGAAGAAGAAGCUGCACAAUUAAAUAAAUUUCUUUGUGAUAACAUUAUAUCUGGUGCCUCUAACAGUUUGUAUAUAUCAGGGCCACCAGGUACUGGAAAAACAGCACAAUGUAACUUGUCUUUCAAACAUCUUGGACAACAAUAUGGGAAUCAAAUUAAAAUUGUUAGAAUUAAUUGUAUGGCAGUCUUUAAACCAGAGAACAUUUUCCAUGAAAUAUAUUGUUUAUUAGAUACUUCGAAACUUUCGAUGUCCUACGGGAAAAAGAAAACUUCCAAAGAUCUUUUAGAAUAUUUAACAACUAAGCAAGAAAACCCUGGACCUAAAACGGUAAUUUUACUUCUUGAUGAAUUGGAUUAUCUUAUUACUAAAGAUCAGCAAGUUCUUUUCCAAUUAUUUAACUUUGUCUCCGUUCAAUUGGAAACAAAAUUAAUAAUUGUUAGUAUAUCAAAUGCAUUGGAUUUAACUGAUAAAUUCUUACCUAGAUUGAAAAGUAAUAAUCUUAGUCCAGAAGCACUUCAAUUUCUUCCAUAUUCAUCAGAACAAAUUAAAAAAAUUUGUAUUGAAAAAUUGAAGAGUUUAAAUAAAAUAGAAGAAGAGAAUGGAGAUGAUGAUGAUAAAGAAAAUAACUACGGUACAGUUAAACCUGUAAAUGGUAAUAGUAUACCAAUAAUACAUCCAGCUGCAAUUCAAUUAUGUUGCAAAAAAUCAGCAUCAGUUACUGGAGAUCUUCGUAAAGCAUUUGAUAUUUGUUAUAAAGGUAUUGAAAUGGUUGAGAAUGGACUUCGUAAAACUGAAACAAUUGAAAAAAUAAAUUCAUAUAAUAUAACAAAUGCACCAAAAGUGCUCAUAUCACACAUUGCAAAAGUGUGUGCAUCAUCAUUUGGAGAAAACGUUUCUACACGUUUAACAAACCUAAACUUACUACAAAAGGCAAUCUUAUGUAGUCUAGUCAAUCUCCAAACCAUGCGUAGUGGAGAUACAUUUACCGUCAAUCAAUUCUAUGACCAUUACAGUUGCAAUUCAACUGAACAAACUGAUAGACUUCUAGGGAAAUUGAAGAAGGUUGAAUUUCUUGAAGUUGUUGGGGCACUUGAGUCUGUUUCGGUGAUUGCCUUAUCAAGUACUAUUCAACAUCAAGAAACUUCAGGUAAACAUAUCCGUGCUAGUGUUCUGUACAUGGAUGUAUCAAAAGCUGUCACUGAUAUUGGAGUGCUUCAAAGAAUUCUUAAUAAAACAUAG
[Candida] anglica is the source of this 1524-nucleotide messenger RNA. The record is from the annotation of a GenBank genome assembly. NCBI's taxonomy places the organism in Eukaryota, Fungi, Ascomycota, Pichiomycetes, Serinales, Debaryomycetaceae.